Messenger RNA from Impatiens glandulifera, 992 nucleotides. Its product is annotated as homeobox protein 2-like. The record is from RefSeq and is a predicted model, not a curated record. The coding region runs from base 197 to 823 and encodes 208 amino acids. NCBI's taxonomy places the organism in Eukaryota, Viridiplantae, Streptophyta, Magnoliopsida, Ericales, Balsaminaceae. The transcript has 3 exons.
GAACCUCUUUUUAUUUCUGGCAAUCGUUUUCUCUUUCUACCGACGAUUGAUUUCUUAUGAAACCCGCCUACCUAUAUGUUUGCCAGUGAAUUUCUCCCUGGAAUCUGACCUACGCACGACGCUGAUUUCCAACUAUCCCCCUCUAUUUACAGGAGAGAUCUUCUCUACGGUACAAGAUACACCACCGCUGAUUUUGAUGGGGAAGAAAAGGAAGUCUGUCGCCACCAGCCUUGACGAAGUUGAUCGAACCAUGUAUUCCUCCUUUAGCAGCGCCGCCAACUCCUUAUCCCAGCUUUACACCCAGGCCAUGCACCAACAAAAACUCACGUUUCAGGCCGGUGAACGCCAUGGAUUGGAAAAACUAUAUCAAUGGAUUCUGAGGCAACAUGAAGGGGGGUCAAGACUAAACACCAAUGAUAUACUCAGCUAUCUUCAGAGUGAACUAGACUGUCAUGGAGAGGAACCAUCUAGAAGUCCACUUCAGAAUCCACCAAAUUCACAACUAACAACGAACAACACUACAGGCCAAGGUGUGACCCUAGUUUCUUCAGGCUCAUCGGAUUCUGGACAAGGUUUUCCUUCCAAGCAGAAUGAUCAACAACCGAAGAACCAUGUUUUCUCCAAUGCUCUAUCGAGUCCAGUUCGGAGAAGCCUUCAUAUAGCUCAGGGAGGUUUUUAUCCACCAAACGGGUCUCAACCCUCAUCAAGGAACAAUGAAAACAAUAUUACCAACAAUAAUCAGAACAGAGAUUCAAAUUCUUACAAUUCUGUUGAUUUGUCAAUGGAUAUGCAUGAUAGUCCUGAUCACGAGUCAACCUACUGAAACCUUUUGGAAAAAGAUCUCUAUCGUCUUUUUAACCCUUUGCUGGUUGUUGGCAGGCAUUUUUUUUUCUUCUUCUUAUUGUUAUAAAAUUUAGAAUGGAUGGGUAAUGAACUAUGUAAAAGGUGUUUGUGGCUUGAUGAAAUUUGUGUUAAGUUUUUUAUUGGUCUGA